AUGAUUCUGAGUCGGGCUUAUUUUUUCCUUUUAAGUUUUACUAAUUGUUUUUUUUUCAAAGUUUCUUGCGCUUCAUCUGAGUUCAGCUUGGAUGGCGAUUACUUAUUGGGUGGCCUUUUUCCAGUACAUGAAGUUGAAUUGGCGCCAUCCAUGUUCUCCCCAGCAGCCAUUGAAUGUAAAGGGCAUGUUUUCACAAAAUCUGCCUAUCAGAUGCUCCAUGUAAUGAGGUUUGCUAUUGAGGAGAUUAAUAACUCUACCUCCCUGCUGCCCAAUGUUUCUCUGGGCUAUGAAAUUUUUGACCAUUGUUCUGACACUAAGAACUUCCCAUCAGUCUUCAGUUUUAUCUCACAGAAUGGAUCAAUAAAACCUCAAGAAAAACUCAACAGCCAUCAUCCUAAAGUGAUUGCCUUGACAGGACCAUAUGGAAGCACAAGAACUAUUACUAUUUCACCAUUGGUCACAAUGGACCUUAUACCAUGGGUGAACUACGGAGCUUCUAGUUAUGCCUUGAGUAAUAAACUUAAGUAUCCAUCUUAUAUAAGAGCAGUCCCUAGCAACAAAGACAUGAUAGAGAUGAUUAUUCACAUUAUACAGUGGUAUGGAUGGAACUGGGUUGCCUUUCUUGGAGGUCCAGACAAUUACAGUGAAGAUGGUCUAAGACUGUUUUACAAGUAUACUAGCAAUACUGGCAUUUGCUUGGCCUAUCAAGAGACUCUUCACAUACGAGGAAACUACAAUCAAACACUUAAAAAUAUCAAUAUGCUAAACAUUAAUGUCAUUGUGGUGUUCGCUGUGCCAAUAUAUGCAGAAAACAUAGUGAGAGCUGCCAUUGCAAACAACAUCCGAGACAAAGUUUGGAUUGCAAGUGAAACAUGGUCAAUGAAUCAGCAGCUUCCAAGAGAGCGGGGAGUUGAGAAAAUUGGUACAGUUAUUGGCAUUACAGAGCGAUUAUUGUCAUUACCUGGAUUUGAUGAGUUCGUUUAUAAAUUCAAGGAAACACCUAAUGAAGAUAAUAAUAGUAAUGUUGAGAGUGAUGUCCAGAAUGAGAUAUGCAAUCAAGAAUGUAAGGAAAAUGCAUUGUUGACUGCAGAGGACAUUAUAAAUGAAAAUCCUUCAUUUUCCUUUGCCAUCUAUGCUGCCAUGUAUUCAAUAGCUCACGCUUUACAUAAAGUUCUUCAGUGCAACAUGAAUGGAUGCCACAAAAACACAACAGUAAAGCCAUACAUGAUUAUAAAAGAAAUUAAAAACUUGGAUUUUCCACUCAAUGGGCGUCAAGUGAAAUAUGAUGUCAAUGGUGACCCAACCAUCAGUUAUGCAGCUGUGCUCUGGCACACUGAAACAAAUUCUCCUUUGUUUGAGAUAGUGGGCACUUAUGAUACAUAUCCAGAAGUUGUCUUCACCCUUGACAACUCUCUCAUGCCCUGGCGUAACAACACAUCUGUUCCUUUCUCAAACUGCUCUAUUGAGUGUAGGGAGGGAUAUUCGAGGGAGCAUGAAGGAUUUCAUGCUUGCUGUUUCCGGUGUAAAAAAUGCCCACAAAACACCUAUGUGGAUUAUUCUCGUGACCCUUAUACGUGUUAUCCAUGUGCAGAGAGCGAAUGGUCUGAUGAGGGCAGCACGACUUAUUGUUUGCGUCUUCAAAAUGGCCGCCGAGUUCCCUAAAUUACACAGCUUGUGGGUAAAGCACAACGGCCAGUGGCUCUUCAUUUUGUUUUCUUCUUUUCUUCAUUUUAUU
Molecule: messenger RNA, 1735 nt
Organism: Triplophysa rosa
Lineage: Eukaryota; Metazoa; Chordata; Actinopteri; Cypriniformes; Nemacheilidae
Product: taste receptor type 1 member 1-like
Exons: 7
Coding region: 1-1662 (553 amino acids)
Biological process (GO): G protein-coupled receptor signaling pathway
Cellular component (GO): membrane
Molecular function (GO): G protein-coupled receptor activity
Source: RefSeq, a predicted model, not a curated record